Oikopleura dioica is the source of this 1950-nucleotide messenger RNA. The record is from the annotation of a GenBank genome assembly. NCBI's taxonomy places the organism in Eukaryota, Metazoa, Chordata, Appendicularia, Copelata, Oikopleuridae.
AUGAAACUGUUGCAGGUUGGUUGCUUUGCGGCCGCCUCCGUGCAGGAAUGUUUUCAUCGGAAAUUAGGAAUCACCGAUUCUCUCUCCUUUGACACCAUAAAAAAGGCUCAAGAUUACGAGGGUUCGGCCCAGGUGGACUACACCCUCGACGAGACCCGAGGUGAUUACGAGUACGAGUACGACCAGUUCGGAAACAAGAAAAAGAAGAAGAAGAAGAACCAAGCUUCUUACCAACAACCUUCUUACCAACAGCCAUCCUACCAGGCUCCAAGCUAUUCCGCCCCGUCUUACAACUACGAUCAGUACGACGGCUAUGGCAAAGCAUACAGCACAAGCAGCGGUCAUGCUUAUGCGCUGAACUGCUGGCCAGCCAACUUCGAUACUGACAAGUUGGUCUACAAUGGAACCAACACUGAUCCGUACGAGAGGUACUCCACUGGUCCGCUCCACUACUUCGGAUCUGAAAUGAAAGGUUUGAAGGGAGGUGCUGAUGCAGCUUCUCCAGCUGCUGGUGAUAACAACCGAGGAGGUCUUUACCACUACGGUUGGGAAAACGAAGAGUCGACAACAACCGACUACACCGAAAAUGCCGCCCCAAGCGAGUGGGUCCACUACCACUCUGCCCGACACGCUGGCUGCCUGUACGAAUUGGCCGGCUUCGACUACAAAGAGUCUACGUAUGAUCAUGUCUACAAGGCCUAUUAUUACAACGGCUAUUUCAAAAAUGAUUAUUCGGGAUCUCUCACUCGUGCUGUCGUCGAUACCAACAUCGAUUACGUUCCCAACUGGGUCCACUUCUUCAAUGCGCAUCUCCUCGUCGGAGGUGUUGUUUCUGGUAGCACCGCACCAGCUGUUAGCGGAACCGGCGACGCAGGUACUGGAUACAGCAGCGAACAAUCCAACGCCAACUUGGUCAUCGCCAACCCUCAGUACGAAGGUCUCGGCUUCCUCAACUUCAUCGCGACUUACAAGGUCAAGGGCAAGGACACCGGCGAUCACUACCAAGAGUUCAUCGACAUGACCGAACGAACCCAAAACCCAGGUGCCACUGGAACCACUUACAAUACCAUCAACAGCGCUUCCACCCAACACGCAGAUGGUAUCGGUGGCGAAUGGUUCUUUGACGGAUGGAUGGGUACAUGGACUGUUGACCUUCAGACUACCGAAUGGAAGUCAUCCCUUUCCUCAGGCACCUGGACCACCAACUUCGCCAUCUCCUCUUUCCCACACAACGAGUUGGGAAAAGAUUUCCGAUUCAACCUGCGAAUUCUCCACGAAGAGGGCACCUACGAGAGCUACUACUGGUACCACGUCAACGAGAUCGUCAUCACCUUCCCACAUGCCGUCUCGUACGCUCUCCACAACGACUACAAGCGAGGACUCACUUUCUCAGCAGCUGAUUCCGUCAACAGCCAAACUUACCAGCUGAUGAACGUCGAAAACGCCGAAGAGAGAAUCAACAUCAUUCCUCCACUCGAUCUCGGCACCUGGGACGACGUCAACUUCUUCAGAGCUGACGAUUGGAUCCGAACAGGCGCUGACGGCAAGAAGAUUAACCACAUCAUGGGAUGGCUCGAUACCGCAGCCAGUACCAAGGCCAGCUGGUGCACGGGCACUGACGCCGCCGACGAGAACUUCUGCGCAACGAAAUUCAAGAUCCUUGGUCUCAUGAACACCUACGACGAGCACUUUGCUGCCCAGAUGGGUAACAUCCAGGAAAUCUGGAUUCAACUUUCGUACGCCAUGCAAGAUGUCACCAAUGGAGUUGCUUACUCCACCGCUGACAGAGACUACACCGUCGAGUCGCCCUUCCCAUACUUGCACUUCCACGCCACCGAGAUCAGCUCGAUCGCGGCUACCUGCAGUACCACAAACGUCCACAACGGCAACGACUGCGACGCCUACACCACCAACGCGCACCACGAGGGCUUGGGUCCAUACUCUGGUUAA